AGCUGAGUCUGUCCCGUGCUGUGCCACAUUGAGCCUGAAGAGGGCGAUGUCUGACAACAGCAACAGCUCAGGCAGCAGUGGGUCCUCCACCAACAGCUGGACCCUCCUUUCCCCUGAGGAAGCUGCUGUAGAGAAUGUUGGGCCAGUGGACGACGGCACAGAGAGCCUGGGUGACGUGCCCAGUCUCUCUGAGGAGGUGGCAGGAGCAGCUGCAGAGUUCAAACCCAGUGACAUUCCAGUAGAAACUGUCUUGUCUGAGGAAGGACAUCAGGUGUGUCAAGAGACCUCUCCAGAGUCCAGUGAGGGUCCCAUCCCUUCUAGUCCAUCCCGGAUGAGUCCCCUUCCACCCAACCCUCUUGACCCCCCAGACCUCGAUAUGGAGAGUCAAGCUCCUAUCAUCCAUGAUAUUGUAACCAGCUCCCCCAGUGACAAUGAGCAUCUUGGUGCCAUACCCUUUGUCACCCACCUUGAUUUGGGAGCUCCACUCGAUAUCCCCGUGUCUGACCUCCCCCCAGCUGAGCUAGAGGAAUACAGCUCUGCUUCUCUCAUGACUGAGAUCCCUGUUACUGCUGAACCAGUGCUGGACACAGUUGCUGAUAUUGGGGCGAGCCUUCCUGAGGAGAGUCCUGUCUUCACUGCUGAACCUGAGAUUAACAUCCCCACAGAGACCCUAACGGCCGCCGAUCCUCCCUCUCAUGUUGAAGCUGAUGUCAGCCUUGUUCAUCAGAGUACUGAGCCACCAAGCCCAGUCCCUGAGAGUCUGGUGACAGAAUGCCCCAUCGCUGAUAGUCCUGCACCAGAGACUGUUGGUUCAGCUGAGGCAGCGGAAGAGUCGGCUGUGGAGAAGGAGGAGAUGGAGCCCUCCGAGACAGGGACCCAGUAUGAGCAAGAAGAAGAAGAGCCAUCAAGUAGUUUUGAUACAAGCAGCUAUGAUGAGGGACUGAGGAGGAGAAAUGUGCCCUCCUUUGAGGCCCCAAGACCAAGAACAUCAGACGAGGAAGAUGAGGAGGAGGACGUGGAAUUCAAGCUGGCUGAGAAGAAGGAGGAAAAGCCAUGGUUCUCCUUGAACAAAUGCAUUGUGGGUGCUCUAGUCCUGCUCUUCUUAGGUUCCCUUUUCCUCUCAGGUUUCCUCUGUGACCUGGAUAAUGGUGACUUUGACGCCUCUGAAUUCAGUGAUGGAGAACAAAGCCAGGACUGGCUUAGCAGUGAUCCACAGGAUAUGAAAGAGCUAUUGGAUAAACUGACACAGGAAAACCAACAAAUCGCUCAGCUAGAGGCUCAACUACAGACUCAGAGAGAAGAACUCGACUUAGCACUGAAGGCGGUGGCAGCAAGCGGUGAUGAAAAGCAUAAAGCAGAUCUAGAAAAAGAAAACACAAAGUUGAAGAUUGAGUUGUCAUCUUUGCCUAACCUAAAGAAAGAGCUGGAGGGUCUGAGGGCGAGGCUGACUGAACUCAGCCAACUUAAAGCUGAUCAGGAAAUGCCUCCAGCUACGUCAAGCUCAGCCCCUCAGCCUAGUGACAAAGAUGGUCAGAGUCAUCAGAAAUCAGCUGGACCUGAAAGGAGGAAGGACACAAAUGAGGGAGGCAAGCUGAAGGAAGAACUCCUGAGGCAGAAGGUUCUUUUGGAGGAAAGCAAGAAGAGGCUGCAAGGGAUGAAAAAAGACGGAGGUGACAGGAAGCACGUCAGGGAUAACUUGGAGGAGAUUCAUAGGAAGAUUUCUGAACAAGUUGAGAGAUGGGGGAAGAAGAAGCCCCAAGAGUCCAAAUGGAAAGGGAACAACGGCAAAAGCAACGAGCGGGACCACUGGAAGAAAGAGGAGAAGAAGGAGUGGAGAGGUGAGAAAGACUGGAAGCCUAGCAAAGAGGGAGGAUGGAAGGACAAAGACGAGAGGAAAGAAAAGGAUUGGAAGCCUCAAAAGCAAAACUCUCACAAAGAGGCAUGGAGGAAAAACCAGGAUGAGUGGGAGGGGAAGAAGGACGAGCGCAGAAUGGACAGGGAGGAGAGGAGGAAGGAGAAACCCUGGCAUGGACGCCCCGGUAAGAAUUCCCACAGCCACAGCCAGCAGCAGCAGCAUCACCAUCACCGCCAGCCUCAUCAGAACAACAACAAGGACUUCUGGAGAGACCAGGAGCAGAAGCUCAGACGCAACAUCCGCCCACAGGUGGGCUGCAGCUCUGUGGAUGAUUGUGCCAGCAAGGAAGGGCUCUACGCUGUGGAGCUGCCUGAGUUCGAGGAGCUGCUGGAGGGCUACCUGAGCAAGCUUGAAGGAUCUUCACCGGAGAGCAAGGACAAGAUCCGAAAGCUGACCGCUGACUUCUUUGAGGACGGGGUGUUUAUCCACGACAGGGUUCUUUUCAGCGACUUUGCUGAGGACGUGGCGGACAUUCUGGAGGACAUGGUGGACAUUUUAGUGGACGGUGGGCAAAAGGAUGACGACUCCCUAGAGGAGGCAAUGGAGGAGUUUGAACGAGAGGCCCUGUGGAAGUUUGCCGCCACAGCCUAAAAAAGAAACAGAGAGGGGAAAGGAGUAAAACACAACACAAAGAUACAGCACAAGUGGUGGUUUUAUAGGACAUUUCUUGCCUACCUUCUCCUCUUCAGAGCUGUAAUUGUAGUAGAAAAAAAGCUUCUGGUACAGAGUGGUUGUGCCUCUCAUAAACCUGUCCCUCUGAGUCAUUAAUUAUAAGCUAGACUUGUACUUGUCAUUUUGGACUUAGUUGUUGUUACCUACCUCUGUCAGGCCAUGCCUCCUAAUGCAAAGUCCUUCAGUAAUGUGUUGUGUGGAUUUCCCUCUGCUAUAUAGUGCUUUCUCAAUACCUAGUGCAUGUUGCAGUUCAUAAUGUAAGCUGAUAAUAUUCAGAUCACAUUAAAAAAGACAUGAUUUUGAGCAGAUGGUAUUUGCAAACAAUUAUGAUUAACACUGGUGCAAUAGAGUUAAACGUAUUCAUACAUUAUAUAGUAUUAGGUAUGUUGUCAAUGACUCUUUCUGGCAUUUGACAGUCUAUCCAGUGUGGUCAAACAACCUGCCCCUUCUCCAAGCAGGUUACAACAAACACUGAGACAUUUCUUUGCAGAUACUAUUUGCUUCCAGUGUGGUGUAAUUGUACAAUCCCAGAGGAUCAGAUCCCAGGUCUUUCAGUGAUAAGAAUCAGAUCAGGUCAGACCAGUUUUGCUUCAGCAGCUCUUGAGUAGAUUUGAGCAAACACACUAGAGUGUUGUUUGAGAGCCCGAAGCGUUUGGUGUGACACACUAUUCAUCCUUCCACUCCCAACUGUCAGUCGACAGCUGAUGUGUUGAACAACCAGGACCCAGUUUGUGAAAUGCUGCUCAAAAAUAAAGCAAUAGGUAAAAAUAGUGAUAGCCAUACAUGAAUUGAUGACUGCUAAACCACUUUAGCACUUUUUUCAAACAUUCACACUAAGCUAGCUGAUUUCCUCUCUCCCUUUUCACUUCUAUCAUGAGUUUUUUAAACACUACAGUAGUUCUCUUCAAGAAAUUUUAUAAUGUAGCCAUGGGGACCUCCAAUACAUGAGACCAUUCGGAGUAAAACGUUUAGUCACCUAUAGUAAUCCCCUAAAUGUUAAUGGGUUUUUUAAAACUUGAGAUUGGCAACCAAACCAAUGUUUUUUUUCCUCAUAUUAUGUUAGAAGGUUGAUAUAAACUGACAUGCUCACAAGUAAUUUAGCCGUUGUUUGUUUUUAGAAGAACAUGAAAAUGAGAAGGCUGCUGCAUUUCAUUUAGUUUUUCAAGUUUAUAAGUUGAAUGAGCCAGGCAAAAUCCAUCAAGUAUUAUAGAACUGCUUUCUAGUGGUGGGUACUUCUUUGAGACAAAUAAUUAUUUUCCUUUUUUUCUUUUUGAUUCUUGUCAUAUUUGAUUAAUUGUGAAGUUUUCCCCAUUCAGGUGGAUGUUAAGUUAAAAGCGACAGAUUGUGAUUGUUGGUUCUCAUCUUUCAGUGACUGAAAGAAGCUUUGAAGUGUUUCAUUAUUUUAUUUAUUCUGUCACACACUGCAACAUUAUUUUCUGUAUUUUUAAUGAGAACCGCAGACUUUGUACAUGUCCCAGGCCAUACACGUUGAAUGUGAAAGUGGUGAAGUUAUCCAUUAUUUUGGUUUUCAGAAGUUUAGCUUGCCAGCUACUGCUUACGUGCCUUUAUUACUAUAAAUAUGUUUCGAUUGGAGAAGUUUUUGAUCUAAUUUGCUUCUGCAACAUAAAGAAGAAAAGUUUACACUCACAAUUUUACUGCUGCUUUUAUGGCAGAGAAUGAAUGUCACAGGGUUUACACAUAAAGUGUGAAACUGAUUUUUGUUGAACAUUGUUAUCUCUGCUAUUGUACAGAGGAACAUUUCUCUUUUUUUAAGUUUUUAGACCAAAGUGAUCGAAAGAAAUCUUAAUCUAAACAAAUGAAUCUUUCCUUGAAACACAUUUAUGAGAGUUGAACCAACAUUUGGGAGGUUGUUGUCUUUGUGGGACUACAGUAUGGUUCUGUGCUUACUGAUCAUUUACAAACUGGCUCCGAAGUGCAUGUAAUUUAUCCCUGGGCAAAUGUAUUGAUGAAUUUGCCUCAUUUCUAAUUUCUCCCAUCAUCAUUUUUGUCCUCUUUUAGGAAGUCAGUGUUAAGUUCAAUACAUUUUUCACCAUUAAAUAUGUCACUUGUGUCUUUAUUGAAUUACAUCAGUUGAAU
Molecule: messenger RNA, 4684 nt
Organism: Scomber japonicus (chub mackerel)
Lineage: Eukaryota; Metazoa; Chordata; Actinopteri; Scombriformes; Scombridae
Gene: pbxip1a
Product: pre-B-cell leukemia homeobox interacting protein 1a
Exons: 10
Coding region: 47-2506 (819 amino acids)
Source: RefSeq, a predicted model, not a curated record